AAAGAUAUUAAAAAUGCAAGACUGCCUGUCUCCUUUUCAGCGUUAACCAUUCUAAUUGGGCUUUUGAAAACGAGCAAAGAACUUCAUCUCGUCUUCCUUCACUUUCUGUUUCACUAAUCUUUCUUUCCCUUCGGAAAUAAUUUCACAUAAAGCUUCGCAAUGGUAAAACAAUACGGACUUUACACCUGGCUGAUGCGCCCAGCCCAGCUCAUCACUGCUUCAAUUGUACUGGGUCUGUCAGCAGCAUUGGUCGAUCAGCAAACCACUGGUGGUUCUCCUCCCAGAAUUAACUUUGCUGUCGCAGUUGGUUGUAUUAGUAUUAUUUGUUUCUUCAUUACUGCCUUUGGUGUCUUCCUCCCCAACAUCUUGGGUCAUCCUUGGUUCAUUUCCGCUCUCGACUUCAUUAACAUGAUUCUUUGUUUGGCCGGUGGUGUUGCUCUCGCAGUUGCUAUUCGUGUGCACGCCUGUAACAACCAACCAUACUUGGAUGCCAACAGAUACACUCAAGGUUCUGGUAAACGUUGUCGUGAGUUGAAGGCAUUGACCUUCUUCCUUUGGUGGCUCUUUGCUUUGUACUUUGUGUCUUGGGUUGUUCAAUUCUUCAUCGCAAAGCAGAACAUCCCUUCUUCAACUUACAAGGGUCGCAAGAGAGGACCCGCUGUCGCACCUCGUCCUGCCGUCUCGGCUGUUUAAGCCUAGCGGCCAGCUGUUUGCUCGUGUGGCAGACUAGGCUGAUGCGAAAAAAUAAGAGAAUACGAAGUGACAGUUGCAAUUGCUAUACGGACCUGCGUGUGUUCACAGUACCUAUGAACACACAGCUUCCUUUUUUUCAGCUUGUCCGCCAGUUGCAAUUAUUGUUGCCUGCGCUCGCAGUCUCUUACACUCGAUGACGAUGAUGAUAUUAAUAAUGUGUGUGUAUGUGUGUGUGAUUCUUUUUCUCUUUUGCUUUCUUCUCAACGACGACUUACUACAACUACAACUUCUGAUCAAAUCUUUUUUCUUUUUAUCUCUUACCUUUUCCUUUCCUUCACACUUCUCAACUGCUGUGCGGCCGUCUGUGCCGCCUCGUCUGUGUUCGUGUGGAGGAAACCCCGUCGCACGAAAUCCGUGUUUUCUUUAAUCCUUGCUGUUUAUUAUCCAAUUAGCAGUGAGCAUGUUUCAUUACUUCCUUUUCUCGUCUUUGCUUACUAAACAAAGGCGAGGUAGCAAUGGCGGCGACUUGCAAUUUACUGAAUGGACCCUGCCACAAAGUAAAUGACCGAUCAUCAAAUCAUUGUAACUCAUCCCGGCUUUUAACUUCUACUGAAAUUGUCACAGUUACUAGCGUGUUGAGUGCAUGAUAGCGAUGACAUUCAUUCGCCGACCGUCUCGGAUGAUAAGAACAAUUGCCUGUUGUGCAAGUUAAAACAAUCAACAGGGUCGACUUUUGUUCCGCUUUCUAUUGAGAGCAACUAUUAAACGUGGGAAAACAAACGGAUUUUCAACAAACUGACUGAUGCACCGUUGUCGAAGAUGUGGAGAGGAGCCUCUCUUGGUGUGUGCUCUUUCUUUUGUCUUUUCCUCUUACUCUUCGCCAGCAGGCAUUUCGCGAGGACUCGAUUGCAUCAACGAUUGAAGCAAUGCAUUCCGUUGUCAUUGAGGGGCGAAUUCCUUCGUGGUUUAAUUUCGUCGCAGAAAUGCCUCUAGUAUUUCUGACGGCGGCUGCAAUAAUGCGUUCCCCCAUGGGCGUAAUGUGUUUGCCUUGCCUUUACUCGUGAUGCUUCCUAUCCGGAAAACACUGUCUUUCCGAUCAGUACGUGCUGUCUCACAUUUGGAGAAUAUUCAUGAUUACUGGCUCGUCUAGAUUCAUGCAAACUUCUAUUCUUCAAAGGACCUACUAUGCUGACGCGCUGUUAGUUGGUGUACCAUAUUUUUUGUAUUGUUAUGAACGUGAUGCCACAUCAAUUGAUAUAUGACUGAAUGAGGGGAAGAUUGUUUCUAUGAGUGAGUGCUAGGUUAUAGUAGCAAUUAAUUGUUUGUUAUUUCUCUCAUCAAGGAUUGUUACGUCGUGCGUGAACUUCUAAAACUUUCAAUU
Schizosaccharomyces japonicus yFS275 is the source of this 2074-nucleotide messenger RNA. Its product is annotated as non classical export pathway protein. Lineage: Eukaryota; Fungi; Ascomycota; Schizosaccharomycetes; Schizosaccharomycetales; Schizosaccharomycetaceae. The record is from RefSeq and is a predicted model, not a curated record. The transcript has a single exon. Bases 160 to 693 code for a protein of 177 amino acids. Gene Ontology annotation, biological process: eisosome assembly; plasma membrane organization. Gene Ontology annotation, cellular component: membrane; plasma membrane; eisosome.